Messenger RNA from Schizosaccharomyces octosporus yFS286, 1442 nucleotides. RefSeq lists its product as uncharacterized. Lineage: Eukaryota; Fungi; Ascomycota; Schizosaccharomycetes; Schizosaccharomycetales; Schizosaccharomycetaceae. The record is from RefSeq and is a predicted model, not a curated record. The coding region runs from base 169 to 1257 and encodes 362 amino acids. The transcript has a single exon.
AGGUGAUUGAACCUUUUUUUUUUUUUGGAAACUACUCUACAGAAAGCUAUCUGCUCUAAAUUCUUGGUAAAAGAAAUAAUCGCUUGAGGCUGACUAAACAGUCAAAGAAUCUAGUAUUCUUUGAAAAAAGUAAGGCUUGCUCUUGUCUGUAUCAGCUUUGUAAAUCCAAUGGAAGGGCAGUCCAGCCAGCAUGAAGUUGUAGAGUAUGCAUCUCAGCUCGGUAUAGUUUUGGAUGAAAUUUUCUUAAACGUUGGAUAUUUGUUGCGCUCUUUGCUUGCUAAUGUUCCUAAUGCAUUAUAUCAUACUCAACUACAAGGGGAAUGCCAUAAAUUUCAAGAUUAUUGCGAUUUAAUUGAGGUUCGUCUUUUAGAGGCUAAAAAAGUACUUGAAAGAGACCUACGUACAUUAGAAGCUUCUGAACAAGGGAAAAAUGACCAAACUACCACCAAUGUAACAGCAAAACCGGAAUUGCCAAUAGACCUAACUGCCAACUAUACUCCGUCGAAUGGAAACACCGGCGCUUUGGAUCAGGGAUUACAGUCUGACACAUUUCAAAACAAGAAUAAUGGGGGAAACUAUUUUAACCUUUCCCCGUUUAAUUCUCAGCCCAUGCCAAAUGAAGGUGCUUUUCUCGGAUCUUCGGAUGUAAAACCUUUUGAUGGCAUGGAACCCAAAGCAAACGCAUCAGCUUCGCCCAAACUUAAAUCCACUUCUGGUGGUAUUGAAUCUGUUGGUAAUGAAGCACGUCCUGAAGUAUAUCCAAAUCUGCCGUCUGGUUUACCUUCUGGUGUUUCUCGUGAAAACGAUGCCUUCCAAUUCAAUAUGCCUCAAGAAGCCUCCUCAGAUCAGGCAUUGCAAGCAAAUGAGUUUUUACUUCCGAAUGUUUUAGGAAAUACGUCUAACUCUCCACAAGACAAUUUAUCGAAUAUGUCUUUUCCCAGCUUAGACACGGCCCAAGGAUCUAUACCCAGUAAUUUUGGCUUUUUACAACAACAGCAACAAGCAGUUUCACCGACUUCAAACCAACCUAAGCCUCCGAAUACAUCGUAUCCCCCAUCUACUUCCUCUACAUUAGACACCAAAACACAGGAAAAUUAUAGUGCCGCUUUCGGCAAUGACAACUCGUUUGCAGCUCAUUUAAACAACUCUUUUGGUAACAAUUCUCUUGCUUUGCCUACAGACAUUCCCUCUACAGAUAGCAUAAAUGAUCUGUUUGGUGAAUCUUUUGAUUUUACAAUGUCAGGAGACAAUUCAUAAGCCAAAGCUCAUUCUAGUUCACGAUUACGAAGGAUUUUUUCGUGUGCUCGAUGGUUAUUGUUUUCUUUAAGUUUAUUUUUUACACUAAUUAGACCUCUUUCGUUUGGUAGUUUUUAAUGACAUGAAUGUUAUGAUUCGUUUUGUUUCGUUUAAUUCAUUUUUUUUCCUGUGAAUGAAAACUUUUU